AUGCCAAACUCUGAUAUUGGAAGUGCAGAUCAUCUUGUAGAAGAAAAGAAAGUUGAAUCCAUAAAUAUUGCACAUCAAGAGAAUCAAAGUACUCAAGUUUCAACAAAGGGGUGUGAGCUUGAAAAUGCCAAGGCCCAAAUGGGUGAGAUAAGACGAGAAAACCAAAGGCUAAAAAUGGUGUUACAACACGUUAACAAGGAUUACCAGUCUCUCCAGUUGCGCUUCUUCGACAUCGUCAAACAAGAAGACCCCAGGAAAUUGUUAACCACAGAUAAUUCAUCCUCCACAAUUAAGCAUGAUCAAACCGAAGAAGAAGAAGCCGAGCUCGUGUCGCUUUCCCUCGGAAGAAGUCCAAGAUCAGAGGCUAAAAAUGUUCAUAUUGUUCAAGAUCACGCUUAUAAAAACUUGAUCAGGGGAUCAAAUAUAAGAGAUGAACAUCAUGAUCAAGAUCAUCAUGAUGACUUGAAGGCCAAUCUUACGCUUGGAUUAGGCUCCGAAAUGCAGUUGUCUACUGAGCUUGUGACUUUUCCUAGUCCAGAGAAUAGUAUUUCAGAAGAGGCUAAGGAAUUAGCAGAACCGCAUGUAAGUAAUGGAGAUCAUGAUAAAAGUCAAAAGACGAGAAAUGGCGAUGAUCAUGAAGUUUCACAUGAGCAGCCUCCUGCUAAAAGAGCUCGAGUUUCUGUUAGAGCCAGAUGUGAUACUCCAACGAUGAAUGAUGGAUGUCAAUGGAGGAAAUAUGGACAGAAAAUUGCAAAAGGAAAUCCAUGUCCACGAGCAUAUUAUCGCUGCACGGUUGCACCAUCCUGCCCAGUAAGAAAACAGGUGCAAAGAUGUGCCGAGGACAUGUCCAUCCUAACCACAACCUAUGAAGGAACUCACAACCACCCACUUCCGGUUACCGCCACCUUCAUGGCUUCCACCACUUCGGCCGCAGCUUCCAUGUUAUUAUCUGGCUCUUCAACAUCUUCUGAUCAUCCGACCAAUGUUGGUCUAAAUACAGCCAGUCCCAAAAGUGCACCUUCUAUGCUAAAUGGACUAAAUUUUGGUCACUUUGACACUAUGAGAACGGGGCAGUUUUACUUGCCUAAUAGUACUAAUUCAUCCUCUCCUUUGCUCCCAACAAUCACUCUAGACCUCACAUCCUCUCCAAUUUCAUCAUCAUCAUCAUCAUCACCAUCACUUUUCAAUAGAUCAUCACUACCUUCAAGCCUAGCUAGAAUUCCUUUGUCGGGUCUAAGUUUCGGUAAUUACUCGGAACCAAACAUUUUGCCAACACUUUGGGGCAAUGGAUCCAACCUUGGUUAUGGCAACGCAAUGUUAAUGCCCUAUGAAAAUGCCCUGCAGAUUGGCUCCUCCUUAAACAUUGGAAAACAAGCUAAUCCUCUUCAUGAGUCUUUGACAGAGACGUUGACCAAGGCGAUCACGUCGGAUCCCAGCGCUUUCAAGUCCGUGAUUGCGGCUGCAAUUUCGUCCAUGGUUGGAGGCGGGGAAACCCUUCAUGGGAAGCAGGAUGGAGUGGAGAGAUUAGGUCAAGGUUUGACUUUGGGUGACCAGAAUGAGAAAGGAUUGGCAUCAAGCUACUUCAACAGACUGUCAUCUUCCAACUUUUAAGCAUAAAGCUUGAUGCUUCUCCAUGGCUAUUUCUUUAUGAGUUCAGAUAUUAUUAUAUAAAAUAUUGUUUGCCAUAUUAGAUAAAUACACAUGUGAUAGCGUGCCAGUACUGUUUCAUACAUGGA
Molecule: messenger RNA, 1736 nt
Organism: Morus notabilis
Lineage: Eukaryota; Viridiplantae; Streptophyta; Magnoliopsida; Rosales; Moraceae
Product: probable WRKY transcription factor 72
Exons: 4
Coding region: 1-1611 (536 amino acids)
Biological process (GO): regulation of DNA-templated transcription
Molecular function (GO): sequence-specific DNA binding; DNA-binding transcription factor activity
Source: RefSeq, a predicted model, not a curated record